Molecule: messenger RNA, 969 nt
Organism: Dromiciops gliroides (monito del monte)
Lineage: Eukaryota; Metazoa; Chordata; Mammalia; Microbiotheria; Microbiotheriidae
Gene: SLC25A27
Product: solute carrier family 25 member 27
Exons: 1
Coding region: 1-969 (322 amino acids)
Biological process (GO): response to cold
Source: RefSeq, a predicted model, not a curated record
AUGUCCCGCCAGGUGGAAGAAGAGAGAAGUUUGACAUUUGUUCAGAGAUGGCCCAAAACAAGCACAUUCAUACUGUCCGCCUUCGCGUCUUCUGUGGCGGAGAUAUCUACCUUUCCCCUUGAACUCACAAAAACUCGACUUCAGAUUCAAGGAGAAACUACAUUGAACCGUAACCGUUUUGCCAAAACCUAUGUCCCCUACCGGGGCAUGAUAGAGACAACCCUUGGCAUCAUACGGGAGGAAGGCUUCCUAAAGCUUUGGCAAGGAGGAAUAUCCGCGGUUUAUAGACAAAUAGUGUAUUCUGGGUGCCGAAUGGUCAUCUAUGAAUAUCUUCGUGACUCUGUUUUUGGGAAAUCCAAAGAUAACACAUUUCCUCUCUGGCAAUCAGUCAUUGGAGGAACAGUGUCUGGUGCAUUGGCUCAGUUUUUUUCUUCCCCUGCUGAUCUAGUAAAAGUCCAAAUGCAGAUGGAAGGAAUAAGGAAACUCCAAGGACAGCCUUUACGAUUUCAUGGUGUGCAUCAUGCCUUUAUAAAAAUCAUGAAAGAGGGAGGAGUGCGUGGCCUCUGGGUAGGCUGGGUGCCAAAUGUCCAGAGAGCUGCCUUGGUGAACAUGGGAGAUUUAGUCACUUACGAUUCAGUGAAGCACUUGUUAUUAUUGAACACAUCCCUUGGAGACAAUUUUCUGACUCAUGGCUUGUCAGGUAUGAGUUCUGGACUGGUAGCUUGUCUUCUGGGAACACCAGCUGAUGUCAUCAAAAGCCGGGUGAUGAAUCAACCAACAGAUGAAAAAGGAAGGGGACUGCUGUAUAAAUCCUCGACUGACUGCUUGAUUCAGAGUGUAAAAGGUGAAGGAUUUCUGAGUCUAUAUAAAGGCUUUUUACCAGGUUGGCUGCGAAUGAUGCCUUGGUCAAUGGUAUUCUGGCUUACUUAUGAAAAAAUCAGAUUUAUGAGUGGAAUCGAUCCAUUUUAA